Molecule: messenger RNA, 426 nt
Organism: Prunus armeniaca (apricot)
Lineage: Eukaryota; Viridiplantae; Streptophyta; Magnoliopsida; Rosales; Rosaceae
Source: the annotation of a GenBank genome assembly
AUGUCUAGCUUAUCCUCUUGCCUUUCCCUAACCAAAAACCUUGUUCAUGCUUCCCUUUCCAACAACAACAACAACAAUGGCUCACCACCACCUCCACCACCUCUCCAAGCCAAUCCCACCAAACCUCCAUUGAGCAGCAGAAACCAGACCCCAACAGUUCUACCAAGAAAGAAGCAGCAAAACCAACCACAACGCAAGCCAAGGCAGCCUUCUGUCAUCGAAAUCGAACGUGCUAUUGGUGCCGGCAGAUUUCGUGAUGCCGACCCCAGGGAUUUGGAAGAACAGAAGAAUGCUAAAUUCGACAUGUCAAUGAUGAACUUUCCUAGCAAGUUUGAAGGGCCAGUGGAGAAGAAGCUUCGCGAGACAGGAGAGUGGAUAACCAAUAAACUGAAAGAGGCUUCCGUUUGUCCGGCAAGAAAAUUCUGA